AUGGCUAGCGAGAAGAAACUACAAAUCACGUUCGAGGAUUACCUCGGUGUCACCGAGGCAGCGUUCGAAUGGGCGGACAGUUAUGACUCCAAGGAUUGGGACCGAUUGAGGAAGUGCAUCGCACCCACACUCCGGGUUGACUACCGCUCGUUCCUCAACAAGUUGUGGGAGGCGAUGCCGGCUGAGGAGUUCAUCGCCAUGAUCUCUGACAAGUCGGUGUUGGGAAACCCCCUGCUUCGAACCCAACACUUCAUCGGCGGCGCGAGCAAGUGGGAGAAGCUGUCGGACACGGAGAUUAUCGGGUACCAUCAACUGCGAGUGCCACACCAGGUCUACACGGAUGCGAGCCUGCAGAACGUCGAAGUCAAAGGCCACGCUCACGGCUUCAACACACACUACUACAACAAGGUCGGCGGAGUGUGGAAGUUUGCUGGCUUGAGCCCCACCAUCAGGUGGUCUGAGUACGACUUCGACAAGGUGUUUGCCAGCGGCCGCGACAAUUUUGGCGAGUCCAAGUAG
Chaetomium globosum CBS 148.51 is the source of this 519-nucleotide messenger RNA. RefSeq lists its product as uncharacterized. Lineage: Eukaryota; Fungi; Ascomycota; Sordariomycetes; Sordariales; Chaetomiaceae. The transcript has 3 exons. Gene Ontology annotation, molecular function: scytalone dehydratase activity. Gene Ontology annotation, biological process: melanin metabolic process. The record is from RefSeq and is a predicted model, not a curated record. Bases 1 to 519 code for a protein of 172 amino acids.